UUGCGCGAUCGGCAAGAUCCUUUAUUGCUCCCAGAGGAAACUCUGUACGAAAGAUACCGCUUUAGCCGAGGGGGAAUAUUGUACCUCAAAGAUUUAUUAGCUCCGUAUAUUCGAAGUCAAACUCGGCGAAGUCGGGCUCUCACAACCACACAGACAGUAUGCAUUGCUUUGAGGUUUCUUGCAAGCGGCACUUUUUUAUAUACUGUAGGCGAUGCGGAACAUCUAUUGAAAAGUGCAGUUUGCCAGGCAAUUCGUAAAGUCUGUUUGGCUCUGAAACAUUUCCUGCGGGUUUUCAUAGUGUUUCCUGGACACCUGCGUGUGCAGCUAAUAAAAGAGGCGUUUCAUGCCAUUGCAGGAUUUCCACAUGUGAUUGGGGCACUGGAUUGUACGCAGAUCCGAAUAAAGGCCCCAUCAGGUCCAAAUGAGCCAGAUUACGUGAACAGAAAAGGCUUCCACAGUAUUAACGUGCAGAUGAUCUGUGAUGCAUCCUACCUAAUAUCAAAUGUGGAGGCUAAAUGGCCAGGGUCUGUUCAUGACUCAAGAAUUUUUAAGGAGUCACACCUGUAUCGGACAUUUGAACAAGGUAAUAAUGUAAUUAUUAAUCAUGGUGAUGUGUGUAUUGUAUUCACAAUUUUUACAUAUUCCACAGGUCAUCAUGAUGGAAUCCUGCUUGGGGACAGGGGAUAUGCCUGUAGGAAUUUUCUAAUGACCCCGUUUCCUUUACCAAACCCUGGGCCACAAACUAGAUAUAAUGCAGCUCUGUCUAGGACAAGGGCAUGA
Molecule: messenger RNA, 780 nt
Organism: Erpetoichthys calabaricus (reedfish)
Lineage: Eukaryota; Metazoa; Chordata; Cladistia; Polypteriformes; Polypteridae
Product: putative nuclease HARBI1
Exons: 3
Source: RefSeq, a predicted model, not a curated record